AUGGAUUUCUCUGCCGAAGAUAACCAGAAUUCUGCCCCGGGUGACGUCCCGGCUGGUAAGCUGGGUGGUGUUCGCAAGGGACCCGACUCACAGAGCACAACAAAGAGACUCCAAACCGAGCUCAUGCAACUCAUGACGUCGCCAGCCCCCGGCGUCUCGGCCUUCCCCUCGUCGGACGGCAACCUACUCUCGUGGACGGCCACCAUCGAGGGCCCCGACGACACUCCCUACAAGGGCCUCACCAUGAAGCUGAGCUUCUCCUUCCCCUCAAACUACCCCUAUGCCCCGCCCGUCGUGCUCUUCAAGACGCCCAUCUACCACCCCAACGCUGCCGAGUUGUGGGACAAGGACCCCGAGGAGUUCCAGAAGAAGGUGACGGGAAGGCACCAGGACAUUGACGACGAGUAA
Messenger RNA from Geosmithia morbida, 408 nucleotides. Its product is annotated as ubiquitin-conjugating enzyme E2 C. The coding region runs from base 1 to 408 and encodes 135 amino acids. The record is from RefSeq and is a predicted model, not a curated record. NCBI's taxonomy places the organism in Eukaryota, Fungi, Ascomycota, Sordariomycetes, Hypocreales, Bionectriaceae. The transcript is spliced from 3 exons.